Molecule: messenger RNA, 2734 nt
Organism: Salvia hispanica
Lineage: Eukaryota; Viridiplantae; Streptophyta; Magnoliopsida; Lamiales; Lamiaceae
Molecular function (GO): RNA binding
Source: RefSeq, a predicted model, not a curated record
AUGCUCAAUCUGAUUGCUAGGGUUUCUCUUCUCUCGCUUUGUGCAUACGCUUCAUACAACUACCUUUUAAUCUCAAUUGAUCCUCACCGCGAUUAAUUUUUAUUUCCGCUUCUCGAUUUCCGUAUUUUAGCGAUCAAUUUGUCGCGAUUCUGAUCGGAGAAAGGAUGCCACCGAGAACGACGAAGAAAACUCCGCCGGGGCCGGGGAGCAAGAGAGCUCUGCGGGGUCGGGCGGCUGCUGCUGCUGCGGCGGCGGAGAAUGCGAAGGCACAGGCUCUGCCUGAGGAGCCAAACGUGAAAUUGGAGAAGAUUGAGUUGCUGGAGGAAGGAAGGGAGACGGAGCUGGAGGAGAAAGUUGCGCUAGAGGCCGUAGAGGCUUCUGUAACGAAGGAUGAAGAUCCUAAAGAGUCCAUAGAUGAGUAUGAGAAAGAUGAGCGGUUAGACUUGGAGGAUAAUGAUCCUGAAUAUGAACCUGAAGAGUACAGUGGUGUAGAUUAUGAUGAAAAGGAAAAUGAGCCAGAUCCUCAUGAAGAUUUAGGUGAAGUGGGGAAAGAUCCUGAAGAAUUGGAUGUUGGUGAAGAGGAGGGUGAUCUGGUUGAGGAGGAAAUGGAUAGUAUUCAUGAAGAACUUGAACAUGAGGAGGAUGACGAGCAUGUUGGGCCAGAGCAAACUGACAUGGGUUAUGCUGCUGAGGAAGAAGAACAUCACGAAGUAUUCAAAGAGAGACGUAAGCGGAAGGAAUUUGAAAUAUUUGUCGGUGGAUUGGAUAAGGAUGCUACUGAGGCUGAUCUUAGGAAAGUUUUCAGUGAAGUUGGUGAGGUCACUGAAGUCAGACUUAUGAUGAAUCCACAAACAAAGAAGAAUAAAGGUUUUGCAUUCUUGCGUUUUGCAACAGUGGAACAAGCAAGACUGGCUUGUGCUAGUCUAAAAAAUCCAGUGGUUUGUGGCAAGCAGUGUGGUGUGACACCAAGCCAAGACAGUGAUACCCUGUUUUUAGGUAACAUAUGCAGGACAUGGACAAAGGAAGCUUUGAAAGAAAAGUUAAAGUAUUAUGGCCUUGAGAGUGUUGAGGAUUUGACGCUGGUUGAAGAUAGUAACAGUGUAGGAAUGAAUCGGGGUUUUGCCUUCUUAGAGUUCUCCUCAAGGUCUGACGCAAUGGAUGCUUAUAAGCGUCUUCAGAAGAGGGAUGUUUCGUUUGGAGUGGAUAGGGCAGCUAAGGUUUCCUUUGCAGAUUCCUUCAUUGACCCUGGUGAUGAGAUCAUGGCCCAGGUUAAGACUGUGUUUGUGGAUGGUCUCUCUGCUUCUUGGGAUGAGGACCAUGUUAAAGAACUUCUCAAAAAAUAUGGGGAGAUUGAGAAAGUUGAACUUGCCCGUAAUAUGCCAUCUGCCAGGAGAAAGGAUUUUGGGUUCGUUACAUUUGAUAGCCAUGAUGCAGCAGUAACUUGUGCUAAAAACAUCAACAACGAGGAAUUGGGUGAAGGCACAAGCAAGGCCAAAGUCAGGGCUAGAUUGUCGAGACCACUUCAGAGAGGCAAAGGAAAACAUGUUUCCAGAGGAGAUUUUCGACCUGCGCGUGGGUCUGUCCGAAGUGCUAGGAGCCCUUGGAGCCGCCCAUUACCACGUUCUAUCCCUGCUCGUGCCCCUAGAAUUCCUCCCCGUCCAGUUGUGGACCGUAGUUACAGAAGGCCUGUUGCCAUGAGAGAGAGGAGACCAGUUAUGGCUGUUCCUCAAAGGGCUAGGCCUGUUGCUCCCUUGCCGAGGUCCUAUGAUAGGAGGCCACCUGUUCCAUCAUACCCCAAGAGUGGUCUGAAGAGGGAUUACGGUCAUAGGGAGGAGCUUAGCUCCAGAAGUAGGGCUGCUGUUAUAGAUUAUAACUCUAGAGCAACUUCAGAUAGACGUGCUCCUUAUAGAGAUGAUUAUCCUCCUCGUCCAUCCGGCUACCUUGAUAUGCCUAGAGGUGGUGCAGCACGAUCUACAGGAAGAAGACCUUAUGUUGAUGAUGGGUAUAAUGAAAGAUAUGAAAGGCCACCUCCGUCAUACCACGAGGGGCGUGGGCGUGAGUAUGAUUCCAUGUCAGGGUCCAAACGCCCGUACGCUGCAGUGGAUGACGUCCCUCCCCGGUAUACUGAGGCUGGAAUGCGCCACUCUCGUGCUCGUUUGGACUAUGAUCUUGACAGCAGUGCUUCCCGCUACACUGAUGCUUACAGUGACAGGCUUGGAAGGUCAAAUAUGGGAUAUGGGGGAAGUCGAAGCUCUAUGUCUAGUCAAGAUUCCCAUGGGCUUUACAGUAGUCGUCAGGGUAUGGGUUAUAGUGGAGGACCUUAUGGUGGUAGUGAUGUUGGUCGGAUGUACUCAUCAAACUUUGGUGGUGAUUACAUGUCACGAGGAAGUGAUGUUGGUGGCAGCUCUUACUCAUCCGUCUAUCCCGGACGCAGCAUAGGUGGUAGCAGCUACAUGGGGAGUAGUGGGUCUGGGUCAUACUAUUAAGUGAAGAAAUGGGAAUAUGCAGCUGUAGGAUGUGGAUGGUGUGAAGUUUGAAAUCAGUCCUCACCAUCAAGUUGAAGCAUUAUUUGGAAAUGGAAAAAGGCUUCAUGGUACAUUGUUAGAGCAAUUAGGUGCUUAAAGACCUGGUUUGGGUUUGUGUGAUCAUGUUUAUUGUAUCUAAUGCUGUAAGGAUUCAGAACUAUAAUAGAGACAUCUUCAGCAUGUCUUAUUUAUAAUAAUGUGUUUUCCAA